AUGAAUGUUACCGAUCUCUUUUCCGUGCAAGGCCGUGUGGCCGUGGUGACAGGUGGCAGCAGUGGAAUCGGCCUGAUGAUCUGUCAGGCUCUUGUGAGAAACGGCGUCAAGGUAUAUCUGGUCGCAUUGGCCAGUGAUCCGAUCGAAGAGACGGUUCGUGAGUUGAACGAGCUCAGUCGAGACGGAGGGAGCGCCGAGGGAUAUCCAUGUGAUCUGUCCUGCAAAGAAUCCAUCCAUGAAUUCGCCCAGAUCAUCUCCCGCAAGGAAACCCAUCUGGACAUGCUCAUCUCCAACGCUGGCAUCCGUCGUGACCCCCCCGUGGCCUGCAACGUGUUGACAGCGUCUCUGGCCGAACUACAGGCCUCGAUGUGGUCUUCACGCCCGAGCGACUGGACCGACACGUUCGCUGUCAACACGACAGCUCAUUAUUUCCUCAGCGUCGCGUUGCUGCCUCUCCUGGCGGCGGCGGCGGAGAAAACAACCACCACCACCACCACCACCACCAAGGGCCGUGAUGAAGGCCGUGGAGUGAUUGUCGUGACCAGCUCAUGUGCGAGCAUGCACAAUGUCACAAAUGUUGACCUGACCAGUUAUGCGACCAGCAAGGCCGCCACAGACCAUCUAGUCAGGCUGUUGGCAGCCAAGUACAGUCGGUUUUAUGUUCGAGUGGUGGGAAUCAACCCAGGCUUCGUUCCGAGUAAGAUGAACCCCGUCGGCGCCCAGGGGAAUAUCUUCAGCGCCCUCUUCGAUAAAGUGCCGGCCAGACGGGCAGGGAACGCGGACGACCUCGCCGGGACGGUUCUGUAUCUUGUCAGCAAGGCAGGGGCGUAUGUGGACGGGGUUUCUCUCUGUGUUGAUGGAGGCCGAAUCCUCCUUGCAAACGGACAGGAAUAG
Messenger RNA from Penicilliopsis zonata CBS 506.65, 894 nucleotides. RefSeq lists its product as hypothetical. The transcript is spliced from 5 exons. The coding region runs from base 1 to 894 and encodes 297 amino acids. NCBI's taxonomy places the organism in Eukaryota, Fungi, Ascomycota, Eurotiomycetes, Eurotiales, Aspergillaceae. Gene Ontology annotation, molecular function: oxidoreductase activity. The record is from RefSeq and is a predicted model, not a curated record.